Molecule: messenger RNA, 1905 nt
Organism: Cladocopium goreaui
Lineage: Eukaryota; Dinophyceae; Suessiales; Symbiodiniaceae
Source: the annotation of a GenBank genome assembly
AUGGUCAAUGCCUACAAUGCUCACAGGAAAGGGCAUGACAUUUUGCAAGCUGGUGUGAAGGCAGAGCUCUUGCCACCCAACUCUUUGGCACUUGAAGUUGCCACUGAUUCCAAGCUCAAAGAGAGCCAGUUCAAGUUGAACAGGAAGAUGGUUGCUGGCUCCAAUGGCCUUCUUGCCCCCAUUAGGGGGGAUGAGCGCUUCCUCACACUGGCCAACUCUCACUUUGUUCAAUGGGCCAGGGCCAUGGACAAUGGGUGCAAAGGGCCUGAUGAAAACAUUCUCAUUGUCAGUUCUGACAUGAAGCCCUUGCUGAAAGAAGGCUGGUCAUGGAGAAUCAUUUCUGGUGAGGCUGAGAAGUUGUGGCCACAGCUUCCUGCAUUUGCAGCCAUGGCAAUGAACAGCCACAACACCAACCAGAUUACAAGCAAUGAGUUGGAAUGCAUGAUGCAACUUGCAGAUCUUUACCAAGCAGGCAUGAAAAUGGAUGAGGCAAUCCUUGCUGUUGAACACAGCUCUCCCUCCUGCAAGAAUUACUUGCAAGAUGUCGCUUACUUUUGUAAGAUGUACUGUGGUGGGCAGAACUUUCCUUUGCUGCAGUGCUUGGACCACUUCUGCAAGAGCUCAGGGCAUUCCCUUUUGAUUGGAGAGGAGAUGAUGAACCACUUGGCCUUCUACAAUUUCAAGAUCCCUGGCCAAUCCAUGGCCCUCACAAGGGUUGCUCUUGCAGCUUGCAUGCUUUCAAGUAGGAAGCACCAGGACAACAUCAGCAAGCUCGUCUACAAAAGUGAUUUUGACAAGGUGAAGGGAAAGGAUACAACAAAGAAGUUUGAUGAAAUUUUGCAUACUCUGUGGGCAGAGGCACAAGAUCAGAAACAUGAGAAGUCCUUGGCCUUCAAUGCUUUUGGCACUGCCUGUGUUAGAAUGGUCUUGCAUCUCCUCCAAAAGGAGAAGGCAGCCAAACAGGACACCUUUGAAUCUUUCCAAGAGAUUGUGCAGAAGUUCCAAGAUGACUUGUCUGGAGGUGGUGUACCUGCCCCACCUGCAGCCCCGCCUGUUCUAGCUACAAGUUCUGCUGGCUCUAGCAAAGGUGUGCAAGAUUUGGUGAACUGCUCUAGCAAAGAGAUUGCCCUGGUUCAGAACAGCCACAUCAAAGUUGGUGAGAGGUACAUUCAUCCUGACCAUGAAGACAAGAUCUUCGUCCUGUCCUCCUUGGAGGAUACUGGUGCAACUUUCCAAUACACCCCUCUUUUUGGAAAUGCUGUGGACCUCACAGAAAGUUUGGAUGCCCUGAACAAGUGGAGACCCACAAAGAAGGAAAAUCAAUCCCUGUUGGACCAGCAGCUCUGCAUUCAAAGGCUUCCUCAUAAAUAUGAACUUGUGCUGAAGGACAUGGAAAGGAUUGAAGUGAAUGCUUUGCUGGUGGAUGCAUACAAGCAGAACCUUCCCAAAGAUGAUGCCAUGAUUGGCUUCACUCAGCAUCCCUCCAAUGUGGUCUUGCUCACGAAAGCAAAGAAAAAGAAAAUCACACUGUUUCCACUUGGGCAAUGCAGUGCUGUUGCUGACAAGGAUUUGCAACAAGUGCUGAACAAAGGCAAACAAGUGUUAGUCUACUACAAUGGCAAGGCCUAUGCAAUUCAACCCUUCAAAACUUGGACUAGCUUUCAGAAGGCUGACAGUGGCUGUCUUUGCCCUUACUUCUUUGUGAGGGCUUGUGAAGAUGAGGAAGAUUCCAAGCUGGCAACUACCUGGGUGGAUCACCAGGGAUUGAAGAUUCCUGUGUUGCAAAACCAGGGCCCCCUGGAGGCACACACUUUGCUCUACAAGGCUGAUCAUGAUCCAGCUUGUGCGCGUCCAAAUGAGGCAAAACAGCCACCCAAGAAGAAAGCCAAAAAGGCUCAGGACUAG